AUGGGCGACAAAAUCGGGGUCGGCUUUGCUGAAAGAGUUCAAUCCAAAUCCUACAAUGGGACGGAGCCGAGCUCCGAAGUCGCAGCAGCCUUGGACCAAAGCGGUGAAAUGAAAGCAUCUUCUGAAACAACCAAAACAAUCAGCGGUACAGAGGUUGAAAGUGCAUCCAGUGAUGACGAAUCUUCUACUAGUAGUGACGAAGAUGAAGUUGAUCGACGCCUCCAGGAAAUGGACCGUCCUGUCAUUAAAAGCAGCAACGAUGAUGACAACAGCAGGCUGCACGUCCCCAGCAACAACAACAACAAGAUGUCCUCCCCCAUCUUGUCUGACAGCGAUGACAGCGAUGACAGCGAGACAUCCUCUUUGAAGAAAGCUUCAGCAAGGAAUGCAUCACGCAAUACAUUCCGUGAUAGCGACGACGAGGACAGCCAGACAACUCCAAUCAAGAAAGCUUCAGGAAAGAAGGAAUCCCCCGAUCCAUUCCUUGAUGGCAACGACGAGGACAGCCGCGCAUCUCCAAUCAAGGAAAAUUGGAUGUAUCAAAUGGUUUAA
This is a messenger RNA of Seminavis robusta, 552 nucleotides long. The record is from the annotation of a GenBank genome assembly. NCBI's taxonomy places the organism in Eukaryota, Bacillariophyta, Bacillariophyceae, Naviculales, Naviculaceae.